CCCAAAUCGCGAAUGAACAUCGACCGUGGAAGUUGACUGCAAGUACAAAGCGCCUGCACUGAAGAAGUGUACCCAAAAAUACAUGUGAGACUCGCGCAAAAGCAGCCUCAUUUGCAGCCCAAGCAGCAGCACAAUACACACGCGCGCGCUCACCGCCUCCCCCUCUACUACAACUACUUCAACUACUUCUCACAUCAUCCUCGCGAUAAGCAUUUCUUGAAGACCAGCACCAGCAGCCGCAGCCGCAGCAUCCUGAACUCAAGCAGCGUGCUGACACUGAACCGCAUUAACUAACUUUCGCUCGCUGUGUGGCUCUGUGGCGCGUACACUCGACAUUGGCAACAUUCUGUGAAUAGAAGUAAAGGCCACAGUGCAAAAUGCCACCAAAUGCUAAAACGGAAUCAGAACCAGAGCCAGCGCCUGUCUCUGGCGCUGCGGAGCUGGAAGCGGCCAAUCAGCAGGUGGAAGAAACGACACAUCACUCCAAGUUUCGAGAACUGGGACAACAGCAGGAGCAGGCGGCAGCCGAAAGUCAAAGAAUCGCACAGGUGGAAACAACAUUAGCACCAAAGACUACAACAGAGGCUGAGGAAGCUGCCACCACCUCGGUGCCGGUGAUCAAGAAGAUUGAGCAUGCCGGCGAGGUCGUCACUGAGGCAAUUGCUGAACGCACCGGUCUGCCCACAUGGGGCGUGGUCGCGAUUAUUAUACUCGUAUUCCUCGUUGUCUUUGGCAUCAUAUUCUUUUGUGUGCGCAGAUUUCUGAAAAAGCGAAGAACCAAAGAUGGUAAGGGUAAGAAGGGUGUUGAUAUGAAAUCGGUACAGUUAUUGGGAUCGGCAUACAAAGAGAAAGUUCAGCCUGAUAUGGAGGAACUCACCGAAAAUGCCGAAGAGGGCGACGAAGAGGAUAAACAAAGCGAGCAAAAGCUGGGGCGACUCAACUUCAAGCUUGAAUACGAUUUCAAUUCUAAUAGCUUGGCCGUCACUGUCAUACAAGCCGAGGAGCUGCCUGCACUGGAUAUGGGCGGUACCUCAGAUCCCUAUGUGAAGGUUUAUCUGCUGCCAGACAAGAAAAAGAAAUUCGAAACAAAAGUGCAUCGCAAAACGCUAAAUCCAGUCUUCAAUGAAACCUUUACCUUCAAGAGUUUACCCUAUGCCGAUGCCAUGAACAAGACACUUGUGUUUGCCAUAUUUGACUUUGAUCGCUUCUCCAAACAUGACCAAAUCGGUGAGGUUAAGGUGCCGCUCUGUACCAUUGACUUGGCGCAAACGAUUGAGGAAUGGCGUGAUCUGAUUAGCGUUGAGGGCGAAGGCGGACAGGAAAAGCUUGGUGACAUUUGCUUCUCGCUGCGCUACGUGCCAACCGCCGGCAAGCUAACGGUUGUUAUCCUGGAGGCCAAGAACUUGAAGAAGAUGGACGUCGGUGGAUUGUCUGAUCCAUAUGUGAAAAUUGCAAUCAUGCAAAAUGGCAAACGUUUGAAAAAGAAGAAGACAAGUAUCAAAAAAUGCACCCUCAACCCUUACUAUAAUGAGUCGUUCUCAUUUGAAGUACCAUUUGAACAAAUACAAAAAAUCUGUCUUGUUGUUACCGUUGUGGAUUACGAUCGUAUUGGCACCUCUGAGCCCAUCGGACGCUGUAUACUUGGCUGCAUGGGCACUGGCACUGAGCUGCGCCAUUGGUCGGACAUGUUGGCCUCGCCACGUCGGCCCAUUGCUCAAUGGCACACGCUCAAGGAUCCCGAGGAAACUGACGAGAUACUAAAGAAUAUGAAAUAAAUGCUUAACGUCUAAACAACUGCAGCACAUCUCGCACGUCUGGCGUAAACCAAAGAAACACUCAAACGAACCGUCAACAUUAUUAAAACGUAUACAUCAUCAGAACUUCUCAAGAACCUCAACGGCCCACAUCAAUACCCAACAACUACAACUAAAGCAACAACAACAACAAACAAUCAAUUAAAAUAUAUCGUAGUUAUUUGCAAAUUGUUCAUUCAGCUACAGUUUAUUAACAACAAAUCAAAUACAAAUAGCUAAACUGAAACUAAUCCAAUAAUUCCACAGCUCAACUUUAAGUUUCUUGCUAAAACAAAAACAAAAAAAAUUGGCACAAACAUAAGCAAUUUCU
Messenger RNA from Drosophila busckii, 2124 nucleotides. Its product is annotated as synaptotagmin 1. Gene Ontology annotation, biological process: cellular response to calcium ion; regulation of calcium ion-dependent exocytosis; synaptic vesicle endocytosis. The transcript has 11 exons. Gene Ontology annotation, cellular component: axon; synaptic vesicle membrane; dense core granule. Gene Ontology annotation, molecular function: calcium ion binding; clathrin binding; syntaxin binding. The coding region runs from base 378 to 1775 and encodes 465 amino acids. NCBI's taxonomy places the organism in Eukaryota, Metazoa, Arthropoda, Insecta, Diptera, Drosophilidae. The record is from RefSeq and is a predicted model, not a curated record.